AUGGCUUUGACGUUUUCUUAUACGUCGAAUGUCUUUGGAGAGUAUAGAGAUGUAGCCCUGGGAACGCACAGUCCCACCGAAGUUGUCAGCAUAAACAACAGAACGGAGUACGUUGAGGCGUAUAUACAUCAUGUACUGUCUGCCGCACCGGCUUCACAGUUCGCUGCGUUCAAACGAGGCUUUUUCCGUUGUCUUGACAGCAACACUCUAUCGUUGCUGCUGCCACAGGAGCUCCAGCUGCUGCUACUAGGAUCGCAGCAGGAAAUUAGCCUUGCAGUCCUGCAAAAAGCGACGCGGUAUCAAGACGGCUACUCAGAAGACUCCCUGGCUAUUCGCAGGCUCUGGGCAAUCCUUAGCAACUUCACCGACAAACAAAAAAGACAAUUUCUCAUGUUUGUUACAGGGUCAGACCGCCUGCCUGUUGGGGGAGCUCAGGCCCUGCGCCUCACAAUUGGCCGUCACGGCUUCGACACGGAUCGGUAG
This is a messenger RNA of Eimeria maxima, 483 nucleotides long. RefSeq names its product E3 ubiquitin-protein ligase, related. Lineage: Eukaryota; Apicomplexa; Conoidasida; Eucoccidiorida; Eimeriidae. The transcript is spliced from 4 exons. Gene Ontology annotation, molecular function: ubiquitin protein ligase activity. Bases 1 to 483 code for a protein of 160 amino acids. The record is from RefSeq and is a predicted model, not a curated record. Gene Ontology annotation, biological process: protein polyubiquitination.